AUGACAGAUAUGGAGCAUGACCAUGAUAAAAGAGAUGCAAAACGUAAAUCAACAAUCGAAGAAGAUUUCUUUUCUUUGAGUACGCUGCAGAGUAAGAAGAAAAAGAAAAACAAGAAGUCUCACAAGUUUCAUGAUCAUGAUAAUGUGGGCCUCGAUAAAAACAUGAACAAGGAAGAGGCGAAUAUUUCGUCAUCUUUUAACCAUUCCACUGAAGAUCCUUGCAAUCCGAAAGGUUGGGAAUCUCCUAAUAGUAUAGAUGUCGAGGAUGCCUCAGCAAAUAAUUCAAGAAUAAGAACCCGAGGGAUGCUUUCAAAAAAGCAGCUCAGCGACGAUCUCAAAGACUUUAUUCCGGAAUAUGAAUCUGAUGAUUCUGAUGAUGAGACAGAUAUACUUCGAGUGGGAAUGGAACCAUUACGAGACAAUCAAGAGAAUGCUUAUAAGUUCAUCGAUGAAAACGAGCGACAACGGAAAUACGUCAUUCGAGUAGUGAGUAAAAUGCCUCGUCCACCUGAAUAUCGAAACGUCGUGAAGGCAGAUUUUGGUACCAAAGGCACUAAGUCUUUCACCAGAAUAAUUGAUGCCAUUCUUGAAUACUUUGGGUCACUUUUCGAGAAAUUUCCAGACUAUAAGACGGCUUACGAUAAAGAUAAUAUCGCAUUAAUUUGGGUCGAAGGGAAAAGGGAAAUCAAGCCAUUUUUCAAGCCUAGCACUUUGAGAAUAGUUCCUCCACCACAGCCGUUAGAGGCACCUUCUGAACAGAUUCCGUCUACACCAUUGACAUGCUUGCUUAUACCGAAACACAAUGCUUCCAACUUUUUAAAGCUUUAUCCAGAAUUUGGGGAACAAACCAAAACUUUUGAUGUCGAAGUGGUAGAUAUAGAUUCAUAUUCAGAUUCCGGGGAGAGCCUAGUAGAGUAUAGCGACCCAGAGGAAUUUAUGAGAAAGCAAAAAGGCGAGAAAAAGGAUGAAGAACCUGCUGGUGAAUACUUCCUUAUUGGUCUUAAAGGGAAGGACAACAAAAGAAUUGAAGUCCAAGUUUCUCAGUCGACGAGGAUUCAGAAGCUCUUGGACUAUUAUAUCAAGGUCAAAGGGAUUAAAGAUGCUAACUUCAGAUCGGCGAAGGUAGUAUUUGAUGACGAAGAUUUGGAUUUGGAUUCUACUGUGGGAGAAACUGAGCUUGAAGAAGACUUUGAAGUUCAGAUAUUCAUAUAG
Messenger RNA from Priceomyces carsonii, 1212 nucleotides. RefSeq lists its product as uncharacterized. The record is from RefSeq and is a predicted model, not a curated record. NCBI's taxonomy places the organism in Eukaryota, Fungi, Ascomycota, Pichiomycetes, Serinales, Debaryomycetaceae. The coding region runs from base 1 to 1212 and encodes 403 amino acids. The transcript has a single exon.